Culex pipiens pallens (northern house mosquito) is the source of this 2241-nucleotide messenger RNA. RefSeq lists its product as uncharacterized. The transcript is spliced from 2 exons. NCBI's taxonomy places the organism in Eukaryota, Metazoa, Arthropoda, Insecta, Diptera, Culicidae. The record is from RefSeq and is a predicted model, not a curated record. The annotation marks the transcript as partial.
AUGGCCUUCACCUACGCCGCAAUACUCUUGCUACGCAACCUCAACACCGUGGCUCACAAGAAGUAUCUGAGCUACAUUUUACCAAACAAACCGAAAGAUGUCGAUUUCAAAGAAACCGUCAAGACCCUGAAGUCCAUCUUCGGUCGUCACACGUCGCUCUUCAAUUCACGGUACCAGUGCCUGCAGCUACAGAAGAAUCCGUCCGACGAUUACUUCACGUACGCUGGCAUCGUGAACGAGAAGUGCGAGGAGUUCCAGCUGGACAAGAUCGACGCGGACCAGUUCAAGUGCUUGUUGUUCGUGUGCGGCCUGAGUUCAUCAAGAGAUGCGGACGUUCGUACGUCACUGCUGUCCAAGAUCGAGAGUGCCAAUCCUGCUGCGCUGAUGACCCUGCGUUCGUUGGCCGAGGAAUGUCAGCGACUCUUAAAUCUGAAGCGGGACAACGCCAUGCUCAAGAGGACCAAGCCCACCGUAUCAGCUGUCAAACAGCCACCUAGGACCAAGAACGCCCCGCCUGCUCAGCAGCCAGCCGAAACUCCGAACUCACCGUGUUGGAGAUGUGGGGAAAUGCACUAUUCGAAGAAUUGCCCAUUCAUCCAACACGAGUGCAAGUCCUGCAAGAAGGUCGGACAUCGUGAAGGAUACUGCGCCUGCUUCAAUUCAAAAUCCGGACGGAAGAAAAAGAAGCAGACUACAGCCAAGGCGCAGGGGAUCUACUCCGUCAACCAGGUCAGCAUCUCAGACAGAAGGAAGUUCGUCACGGUGGAGCUGAACGGAAUGCCAGCACGACUGCAGAUGGAUAGUGCCGCGGACAUUAGCGUGAUCUCAAUGGACGUCUACAAGCAACUUGGUUGUCCAGCUGGCGAUCCGCCAUCCAUCAACGUGGUCAACGCUUCUGGAGAUGACAUGGGCCUAGAGUUGGAGAUCACCUGUACCAUAACCCUCAACGACGUUGUCAAGCAAGGGAGGUGCUUCGUAUCUCGGACUAACGAUUUGAACCUGUUUGGAGCUGAAUGGAUCGAGCUUUUCGGACUGUGGGACGUGCCGUUCAACGCGGUGUGCAACCAGGUCUCCAUGAAAACGUAUCCCAAGUCGGCAGAACUGGUCAACCGUUUCAAGGAGAAGUACAGCACCAUCUUCAGCGAGAGUCUGGGACUCUGCACCAAGAAGAAAGUGUCGUUCACCCUCAAGCCUGGUGCCAAGCCGAUUUUUCGCCCGAAGCGACCCGUUCCGUACGCAUCGGUCGAGAAAAUUGAAGCUGAACUGGACCGUCUUCAAAGUCUUGGGAUCAUCACACCAGUCUCGUACUCGGAGUGGGCCGCUCCGAUCGUGGCUGUACGCAAGCCCAACGGCAAGGUGAGGAUCUGUGCAGACUAUUCCACUGGACUCAACGACGCGCUGGAGCCGAAUCACCAUCCGCUACCCCUGCCUCAAGAUAUCUUCGCCAAGCUGGCCGACAAGAAGAUUUUCACCCAAAUCGAUCUGUCGGACGCCUACCUGCAAGUCGAUGUCGAUGAGGAGUCGCGGAAGAUGCUGACAAUUAACACGCACAAGGGUCUGUUCCAGUUCAAUCGCCUGUCGCCGGGAGUCAAGCCUGCACCUGGCGAGUUCCAGCACAUCGUGGACAGCAUGAUUGCGGACCUGGACGAUACGAGCUGUUACCUGGACGACAUCAUCGUGGCGAGCAACUCUCUGGACGAGCACAUCGAGCAGCUUCAUCGCCUGUUCGCCCGCAUCCAGGAGUAUGGGUUCCAUUUGAAGAUCGAGAAGAGCAAUUUCUUCAUGCAGCAGAUCAAGUACCUGGGCUUCAUCGUCGAUUCCGAUGGAAUUCGACCUGAUCCAGAGAAAGUCAAGCCGAUCGUCAACAUACCUGCCCCACACGACGUCCCGACACUGCGCUCAUUCCUUGGUGCGAUCAAUUAUUACGGCAAGUUCGGCAAGUCCAUGCACGAGCUUCGCCAUCCGUUGGACGCUCUGCUCAAGAAGGAUGCCAAGUGGAACUGGAGUCCUGCCUGUCAGCGGUCGUUCGAGGAGUUCAAGCGGAUUCUGCAAUCAGAGUUGCUGUUGACCCACUACGACCCAAACCAGGAGAUGAUAGUUGCCGCUGACGCCUCGCAGAAAGGAAUUGGUGCGGUUCUUCUACACCGUUUCUCUGACGGUACGAUCAAAGCAGUGUGCCAUGCUUCCCGGACACUCACGGACGCUGAGAAGAACUAUGCCCAAGGCGAGAAAGAAGGUCUU